AUGAAUUCCACAAAACUACUUCAGGAUUGUUGUGCAUUUAAAGAUGGACAGUUUAGUUUAACUUCACUAACAUCAGCAGGUCCAAUUUCAUUUACACUUGGUGGAAUUGUUGAACGAUCUUAUUCACCACUUAUCAUUUACAAACUGUCUAAAAACGAUGAAAAGAAAAUUUAUUAUUUUGCCAUGGAAAUUCCAGCAGCUUUUCAUGGUCUUCAGAAUCAAUACAAUAAUAUACGAGCUCAGUUUCAUUUUGGUAAAUAUGAUCCUAUUGAACAAGCUGAAAUAUUUCAGAAAGAAGUUCAGCGUUAUUACAAUAAAGAAGAGAAUGCAGAAUGGCAUAAUCAAAUUCUUCUUGUACCAUUAUCACAGCCCAGUGUGAGCAUGAAUGAUACAUCUAAAACAAAUCUAGUGCUUGAAACGUUAUGGAAUACGAUUAGUGAAUCAGAAACACAAGAAGAUGCACGACGUCUAACACAAGCGUUUGAAGCAUACCUCGGUACAUUGAUCGAAGCACUUGACGUGGAUUGA
This is a messenger RNA of Didymodactylos carnosus, 528 nucleotides long. The record is from the annotation of a GenBank genome assembly. Lineage: Eukaryota; Metazoa; Rotifera; Eurotatoria; Philodinida; Philodinidae.